This is a messenger RNA of Dimorphilus gyrociliatus, 1306 nucleotides long. NCBI's taxonomy places the organism in Eukaryota, Metazoa, Annelida, Polychaeta, Dinophilidae. The record is from the annotation of a GenBank genome assembly.
AUUUUUUUCAACAGUAAACCUUAUAUAAGAAAUUUGACGUUUUCUGUUUUAUCUAUGUUUUAGAAAAUAUGUAAAGGUACUUUAAUUUUGAAAAUUGGUUUAUUUAUAUUUAAACUAAACGGCUUUGAACUGUAUAAAGACAAUAGAUUCAAUUGUUUAAAAGCGGUAUUGAAUGGUUAAUGAGCAAUUGAUGCAUUAUGCAAGCUUGAACAGGCGCCCAGCUUUGCAUUUGUUCGAUUAAACACGCCAAGACAACAUCGAUCUAGAACCCACGUUCGGUCAACAAGAAGUUCGUUUAUAAUUGUUAUCCGUUACUGUUUUAUCGUCCUUCGUGUCUUAUCGUUCCGUUGGACAUGCAAGACGACGAACGCCUUCUUCAAGAACUCUCAGGGUCCGAUGAAAAGGGCGUUAGGCAGAGUGUCUCUAGGAGCUCUCAAAAAACUGCCUUAACAUCAGUUCUUCUCUCCUCAAAUCCUUGGAUACAAAGAGAUUUAAACAGGAAAAUAUCUAAAAUUGAUGGACAGAUGAAAAGAAGAGAACGGACAUUAGACUGGAACCAACGUCAAUUCUUCAUUAAACAAUUAUUUGACGCUGAUGAAAACUUGAGAUUUUGUAAUCCAGUUAAUGACGACAAAAGUCCUAUUACAUUACCUAAAGUAAAGGUCAAAACAGCCAAAUCUACAGGCAAUCAAGCAAGAAUGGGCACUAUUGAAGGGGAGCAGCAAUUACCAACAAUUCGGAGACAAAGUGCAACACCCUCUUUCGGAAAAAAUAUUGAUUUACAAUUAGGAAAAUCUAAUACAGAUUCUCUUGGCCCAGUUAACCCAAAAGCGGAAGUGGUCGAUAGAAUUUGCGAGGAUGAGCUAAUUGAAAGGCUAACUCUCUCACUACCAGUCGGACUUCUUGUAAAAGCGUCUGAGAAAGCCAGCAGGCCUAUACAAGAACGGAAGAAAAGACUAUUAAAACAAAAUCAAACAACUAUCGAAAGAAACUUUAAAGAGGAUGAAAGAUGGAAGAAGUUGCAAAAUUCAUUAGUUAAAAGUUUAUACUAGAAAAACAAUUACAAACAUUUAAAUUUUCUUAGGAUGAUUAAUUGAUUGCAGUAUUUGUAACAUAAUCAUGCAGAUGUAAAAAAAUUUAUUACAAGCAUUUAUUAAUAAUUUUUUAGACUUUUAUAAUUAAAAAGAGAUCUCUUGAAAAUUUAUUAACCGAAAGAAGAGAGGAGAGGAUUACUUUUGUUAUUAGGCUUUUUGUCUUCAAAAGUUCAAUGAGUUAGUUAAUUUAACAGAAAAAGGAUACAUAUUUA